This is a messenger RNA of Notolabrus celidotus (New Zealand spotty), 3057 nucleotides long. It is a transcript of the gene serinc2l, whose product is annotated as serine incorporator 2, like. The coding region runs from base 85 to 1455 and encodes 456 amino acids. The transcript is spliced from 10 exons. NCBI's taxonomy places the organism in Eukaryota, Metazoa, Chordata, Actinopteri, Labriformes, Labridae. The record is from RefSeq and is a predicted model, not a curated record. Gene Ontology annotation, cellular component: membrane.
UAUCUGGUAAUAAGAUCGAGCUACUAACAGGAAGACGACAGAAGACAGAACCCCUUAGCUUGUUUUUACUAUUUCCAUAUAAAAAUGGGGGCUUGUCUGGCUUUGUGCUCUCUGGCCAGCUGCGCCUCAUGUCUGUGCGGCUCAGCACCAUGCCUGAUUUGUGGCUGCUGUCCCUCCUCCAAUAGCUCCACCAUCACACGGCUGGUUUUCUCCUUCUUUCUCCUGCUGGGGACCAUGGUGUCUGUCAUCAUGAUACUUCCUGGGAUGGAAACAGAACUCAAUAAAAUUCCAGGAUUUUGCAAAGGAGGAUCUUCGCUACAUGUUUUUGAAAACCAAGUGAAGUGUGAUGUCCUCGUGGGCUACAAGUCUGUGUACCGGAUGUGCUUUGCCAUGACCUGCUUCUUUUUUCUGUUCUGCGCAAUCAUGAUUGGUGUCCGUAGCAGCAAAGAUCCCCGUGCAAGUAUUCAAAAUGGAUUCUGGUUCUUUAAGUUCCUGAUCCUGAUUGGGAUCACAGUGGGAGCUUUUUAUAUCCCUGAUGGAACCUUUCAUACAGUGUGGUUCUACUUUGGAGUGGUAGGAUCCUUUAUCUUCAUUUUAAUUCAACUUAUCCUUCUCAUCGACUUCGCUCACUCCUGGAACAAGGUGUGGAUAGAAAACGCUGAAAAUAGUGACAACAAAUGCUGGUUUGCAGGCCUUUUGUCUUUCACCGUCCUCCAUUACGCCUUGGCUUUUACUGCUGUGGUGCUUUUCUACGUUUACUACACUCAACCAGAUGACUGCACAGAGCACAAAGUCUUCAUCAGCCUCAACCUUAUCUUCUGCAUCAUCAUCUCUGUUGUGUCCAUCCUACCCAAAAUACAGGAAGCCCAGCCACACUCAGGUUUGCUCCAGGCCUCACUCAUCUCCCUCUACACCAUGUAUGUUACCUGGUCUGCAAUGACCAACAAUCCAAAUCGGAAGUGUAACCCCAGCCUGUUGAGUCUGGUGUCAAACGUCAACAACACCGCCCUACCACCCGGUGAGAGCAGCACAGAGGGGGUGCAGUGGUGGGACGCUCAGGGCAUCGUCGGAUUGAUCAUCUUCCUCUUCUGUACUCUCUAUGCCAGUAUCCGCUCAUCUAGUAAUACCCAGGUAAACAAACUGAUGCAGACGGAGGAGGGUGGAGGCUCAGGUGGAGAGGGGGUGGUUGGAGAGGAUGGUAUACGCAGGGCAGUGGACAAUGAGGAGGAUGGUGUCACUUACAACUAUUCCUUCUUCCACUUCCACCUCUGUCUGGCAUCCUUGUACAUCAUGAUGACCCUCACCAACUGGUACCAACCAGACACCACCACCAAGGCCAUGCAGAGCAGUAUGCCUGCUGUGUGGGUGAAGAUGAGCUCCAGUUGGCUUGGCUUGGGGCUCUACCUCUGGACCCUCAUAGCCCCGCUCAUCUUUCCUGACAGAGAUUUCAGCUGAGCAAACUUCCUGGUUUAGCUCUUUGGGUUUGUUUGUUUUUUUGUUUGUUUUUUGUUUGUUUCUUGAACAGGAAAAUAGGGAGUCUGAAGGAUGCUAUGAAGGAUAUUAAACACUUACUAUAGCUGAUUUUUAAGAAUAUCUUUUCACUUCACUACUUUUGCUGUCAGUGUUCCAGUUGUACUCAGAAUGAUUAUUUAGUGUAUAGAGAUCACUUCAAGUUGAGUGUGUUUUUUAGCUAGCUUGAUUGACGAUAGUUUUGGUUGUGAGAAAAUGUUGUCUUUUGCCAAACACUCACUUUGAUACGCAGCCCCCUCCCUUCUGCCUGAUGUGGUUGUGGUAUGAUUGAAUGAGCUGUACUAUCUUUUUGCUGAAUAUUAGUUACUGGACUAUCACAUAGACUUGGCAACAAAGUACUGUCAAUACCUCAGACAUUUCACUUUAAGAUUCCCCUUUAAAGGCCUAUGCCAUCAGCCUUUGCUGAUUGGCCUAGUCUGGAGUCUCUAUGAUUACAGUAACUGGAAUGUUUUCGCUCUGGGGGUGACGGGGAACCCUUCUGAGGAGCCCCAAGUCUAGCUGAGUGCAUGAGUGAGAUAAGACUAAUAUGACACACCCUACAGAUAAGAACUGGGCUUCCCUUUUGCUGCUAGACUGGAUGCAAAUCCACGUCAUCACACUUUCAGUCCUCACAGAGCACGAGUCUAAUCUCAGCUCUUCCUCGUUCCUUCCUCCUCUGGUCAUUUAUCUGUGGUGCUAAGCCUCUCCAUCGUCUGAUGGGUAUUGGCCCUGUGCAGCCUCGGGCAACAAUCUGUAUCUGUAAAACAAGUCUGUUUGCAGCACAGAGACAUGUAUUGAUCCAUAGCAGUCAGCAUCAUGCGAUGUGCAGUGGUACGGCUCAAGAGGUGACCACCUGAGCUCUCACAAAAUGCCAUUAUGUCCAGAAUGUUUCAGAGUGUGGUUGUGAGUUAAGAAAAAGGGACUUUUAAUUGUUGCAGCUUCAAAAUAAUAACGAUGUGUUUCAGUGCUGAUUAAUUGCUGUUGUAUGGUAUUGACUUUCAUCGAAUGUUGAUGGUUGUAAUGCGGUACAGUCAUUUCAUACAUUAUAUAGAAGUUACCUCGAUUUCAAAAUGAGUGAAAUGAGAGUAUUUUGUAUCUGUGGAAAAAAAGUUUUUGGAAGUAUCGUAAAAAUCUUAACUUUUGUUUAAUAUUAUUUUUUAACAUUUCAAUUGUCACACAUGAAUCAAACACAAGUAUUUUUAAUGCACUACGUGUUGUGAUAAUUUAAGUCUUUUUACUUUUCUUCUAAUUGAAACAUGUAAUGUGUAUGCACAUUUGAUUACCAUCGCCCUACUAAUGAGAUUGUUUCUGUAGAAUUGACAUGUUAGUUCGUAACAUGUAACAUUUUCAAACACUAAAAAGUGCCUUUUUGUAGUCCUGGGUUUCAAUAUGAUUAUAUCACUAAUGCUGAUAUGUGCUUAUUAUGCCUUACAUAGUGGUGAGUGAUUUAUUGCAUGCCAUAUAACAAGGCACAGGCCUAUGACUGGAAUGAAUAUUGUAAUUUAUGUAUAAACACUGUUUUUAAUAAAGCUGGAAAUCUGUCACUCA